AUGCGACUCUAUGUGCAUUACGAGUCAUCUGAUGAAUCACAAACGUGGACUAAACGCCUUAAUGUAGAUAAGACAAAGCAUUAUACGGUAAGGUCGGUAUUAUGUAGCUUUGUUCGUGCGUAUAACUUAAAAUUUUGCUCUAAAACUCCGCUUGAGCUCGAAAAUGUGGACGUAUACGUGGAAUUUGAUCACAAUGCGACGUGUCGUCGUCGUUUAGACACAUUUGACAUCUUGAUGAAUUUCAUUGAUGACCUUGAAACCCACCAAGCGAAUAGAUUGUUGCUUCCUAGCGACGAAACGUGGAGCUUUGAGCUUGUUGUGGUUCCUAAAAAUUAUCAGAAAAUUGUGAUUGAUGCUGAGUCUCCGGUAUCUCUUGAAAGUCAGAAGACUUGCUCAAUCCAGCAAUCAAAAAGUGCUUCAAGUGACUUAAAGCUUAGUGAUGACUUAAAGCGGGCAGCUAGGUAUAUGAUACAGCAGAAGUAUCGAGCUGCGAGAGAAAUUUAUACUGAGGUCUUAAUGAAAGAAGCUCAAAAUCCGGAGGCGUUAGUGGCACUUGGAGAGAUUUUAAUGUUGAAUGGUCGACAUGAAAAAGCGAUACGUCAGUAUUUUAUAAAGUGUUGGAAGGAGCAUGGACUUGAAUAUAUGGAUAAGGGACGUGCUCGAGUGGUGUUUACAAGUGCAUUAAGACUUGUAGAAUGCUACAUUGCUAUGAAGAAGUUUGACGAAGCAGUGAUGAUAAGCAAUGAGAUGGAAACGUUUUUACGAGAUAAUGGACUCAAGAAAUUAGAAUUUGGCAAGCAGUUGAAGGUGCUGAAAGCACAAGCUUUGUACCAUUCAAAGAUCUUUGAGAACCAGGAACAGGCGAUUUUCUUACUAGAGCACUUGUUGCCAGAUCUGACGGCAUCUACCUUGAAUCUGGAUGCUCUGUUAGUGUAUGCACAAAUUGCACACGAUCGUGGGAAAAAAAGUGAAGCACUGAGUAUGGUAUUACGAGUAUUGGUGAAGAAACCGAAUGAUCGCGCUGUGAAGAUGACGCUUGUGUCAUUUCUCGUACAAACAGAUUCAAUAGACUGUUUGAAGGAAGCUGUUCCACUCGGUAGUCCGUCAGCUGGAGCGGCAUAUGCGUUUAUUGCGACAGUACUUAAAGACUAUAGUGCUGUAGAUCAAGCUAUUACGUGCUUCCAACUAGCACAAACGAACAGUCCCGAAAAUGCUUCGUACGCUUUAAACCAUGCGCAUGUACUUGAAAUUUCUUGUCGAUAUGCCGAAGCGUAUGAUGUAUUGAUUUUGUUUUUCCGAAAAAAUCGUACGGUAAGCGUCGGUAAUGGUGAGAUCGGAGUUGAGGAAUUAUUUGCUGGCUCGUUCGUUGAUAUUCUCGACCGUGCCAAUGCAUGGGAUGGUACACACAACGCUGUCGACACAUCAAACUCACUCGAUAGAGACAAAGCGCUUCAUUGGUCCGUGGAUUGUGUUUCUGAAGAUGCAGAAAACGCAAAGGUGACAACAGUUUCUCUUGAUUCGAAAUUUAAAGCUGAAAACUUCAAAAUUGCCUUCUCAAAGAAACCUUCGUCGAUGUUGCUAGCCGCGGACUUAGACCUCUUAGCUUGUUUUUUCACGGUUGUCAAGAUUUUGUUUCUUACUGGUCGAUUAGCUAUUCUGCCAUCACUAGUUCGUGUGCUUGAACCAAUGCGUCUUGGAUUUGAACUCCAUCGGACAACCAUUCGCAAUGAACAGGCCUAUUACGCAUGCAUUGCUCAACUUCUUACCAUCAAUAAAUUAUUGAAUAUUUCACGUCCCCAACUAUCUUUACAAACCUCGCUAGAUUCUAUCUAUGUAUGCGGCGACUCGCACACAUUAGCUACUGCAUGGCGUGAACUUUGUCUGCGGGGUGAAUCAAUUCUACUGCGGCCAGCUCUGGUGACUGGUCUGAAACAUUGGCAUCUUCGAAACGAAUCCACAUUUUACCCAAAAUUUAAUUUCUGGCGUGUGAUCACGAACAUCCCAUGCAAGUCGCGAGUUAUCUUUUUAUUUGGAGAGAUCGACUGUCGAGACGGAAUUUUAAAUGCUGUUAAUAAGUGUAAAUAUGAAACAAUUCAAGAAGGCAUGGCACACACUAUCGAUAUCUUUAUGAAUGUGCUAUCAGAUGUAGUAAAGCAAUAUCAGUUCGAUGCGUAUAUUCACCCUAUCGUACCAGUGCUCGAUGAAACUCGCUCACUUGUUCUUCAGUAUAACAAAAUCUUUCAGAAACGUGUUGCUCAAAGCUCCAUCUGCAAGUGGCUAGACUUUUUGGAUGAAUUGAUUACUUUGGACGAUCCACCAAAGCUGAGACCAGAAUAUGAACUUGACGGCACACAUCUCCACCCAUUAUAUCUAUCGAAGCUUGAAACAGCGCUAUCAAAAGCAUCAUCACGUUGA
This is a messenger RNA of Plasmopara halstedii, 2415 nucleotides long. Its product is annotated as Tetratricopeptide-like helical. The transcript is spliced from 4 exons. The record is from RefSeq and is a predicted model, not a curated record. The coding region runs from base 1 to 2415 and encodes 804 amino acids. Gene Ontology annotation, molecular function: protein binding. Lineage: Eukaryota; Oomycota; Peronosporomycetes; Peronosporales; Peronosporaceae.